AUGUGGAAUCACAUAUUAAAUGUGGCAAAAAGUGUUACAUUUUCAAACGAAUGGAAUGACUGGAUUAUUAUACCAGCUAGAUCGGAAACAAAUAGAUUUAAAGGAAUCGAUAGUUCAAAGAAUUUUAGUGAAUUUUUUGAUGUGAAUUCAAAUGAAAAAGUGCAAAAUUUCAUUGGAAAUCUAGAAACAUUUUUAAUGAGAACUGUCAAAUUUAAGGAUAAUAAUUGGCAACAACAACGACCCGUGAGAGUUAAAAGUGAAAACAGCCCUUUAGAGGAUAAUAGUGAUCUUGUGAUACCUCUUGGACGAGCAAUGGAAAAAGUAAAGACAAUCUGUUCAACUGUUAUGGAGUUUUUUGAUGAAAAUUUAUCGAAUGAUGAUUACAAUCAAAAACAAUUGACCGGCAGCAGUCGCAACAUAAAAAAACUCAAAAAGAAAUACAAAAAGUUAUUGUUUCCACUUUUAGUGGCAUACAAACUUAAAUUUUUGGCUCUAAUACCACUACUUAUGGGUGGAUUGGUGUUACUUGUUGGAACCACUGGAAUGGCUGGAUUCUUUUUUGCCCUUUUUACUGCGGUUAUGAGUUUAAGGUCUGAACAUAAAGUGGAAGUGAAAAAGUGGUAA
Episyrphus balteatus (marmalade hoverfly) is the source of this 624-nucleotide messenger RNA. RefSeq lists its product as uncharacterized. NCBI's taxonomy places the organism in Eukaryota, Metazoa, Arthropoda, Insecta, Diptera, Syrphidae. The transcript is spliced from 2 exons. The record is from RefSeq and is a predicted model, not a curated record. The coding region runs from base 1 to 624 and encodes 207 amino acids.